This is a messenger RNA of Magallana angulata, 2365 nucleotides long. Its product is annotated as syntenin-1-like. Gene Ontology annotation, cellular component: plasma membrane; cytoplasm. Gene Ontology annotation, molecular function: protein binding. Lineage: Eukaryota; Metazoa; Mollusca; Bivalvia; Ostreida; Ostreidae. The transcript is spliced from 9 exons. The coding region runs from base 290 to 1192 and encodes 300 amino acids. The record is from RefSeq and is a predicted model, not a curated record.
UGGCAUUCUGUGAGAAAUCAGCUUUGAAUAGAUUUCUGGAGAGAAAAGAUUAAUUAGUAGAUUUAUAAUAAAAUGACAAAACAGCCGGAGUUCUACAGCUAUGCACUCUAAAGAGUUCGACGUGAUGUCAAAGCCUCGUGACAUUUGACGUCACAUUCAGGUGAAUUGAUAAACAUUGCCAAAUACACACCAUCAUCUGAUCGUUGCAGUUAAAACAAUACAACUCAGCUAACAUCGGCAUUUGUGUGAAUUAUUUGUAAGAAGGUAUAUUGAUAAUUAAGAAAGAAAAAUGUCUGGAUUAUACCCGACUUUAGAAGACAUGAAAGUCGACCAAAUGGCACAGGCUCAGCAGAGGUACGAGUCUGCAGCCAGUGGUCAAAUAACCUACCCACAACAAGGGGGAUCACAGCAGCCCCAACCCUACCCGACACAGCAAGGUUCAGCUCUCUACCCAUCACUUGGGAGCUACAUGGGCCUUGAACUUACUCCAACAUUUGUGGAACAAAACAUGCCUGUUGUGGCUCAGUCCAUGCAGGUUGGAGUUCGCACAAACACAUCUGGUCAAACCCAAAUAGCCCCCAUCACAGGUAACAACAAAGGAUUACAGCGGGCUGAAAUCAAACAGGGUAUUCGGGAAAUCAUUACUUGUAAAGAUGCUGACGGAAAGCUUGGACUCCGGUUACGGCAUGUGAACAAUGGUUUAUUUGUAGCACUAGUGCAGAACAAUUAUCCUGCCGCUCUGGCGGGGCUUAGAUUUGGUGACCAGAUUCUACAAAUCAACGGUAAAGAUGUAGCUGGCUGGGACACAGACAAAGCCCACAAGUUCCUGAAGGAGGCCCCAGCCGACAGAAUAACAUUCGCUGUCAGAGACAGGCCAUUUGAAAGAACAAUCACCAUGCAGAAAGAUAGCCAAGGAUACAUUGGCUUUGUGUUUAAAAAUGGAAAGAUCGAGUCCAUUGUGAAGGACUCCUCAGCUGCCAGAAAUGGAAUAUUGACAGACCACCAGUUAAUCGAAGUCAACGGCCAAAAUGUAGUAGGAAUGAAGGAUGACGACAUUGGUGAGAUUAUUGAUGCUGGAGGCAGGACCAUUACAGUCACCAUCAUGCCCAGCUUCCUCUAUGAUCACAUCUGUAAAUGCAUGGGAAGUAGUCUGAUGAAAAAGUUGAUGGACCAUUCAAUUCCUGAUGUAUAAACUGUUGAAACACUACUCAAAAAAAGUACAUCUUUGUGAUGAAGUGAUAGUACAUAACAGUGAUGUCAAUCAACAGAUUUGAUAAGUUUACUGUACAUAGGAAUAUGUUCACUUUACAUGUAUCUGAAGACUUCUGGAGGGGGGAUUUUUACCAUGUAUUACAAAACCAUAUAAAUGUAAUAUUUGUAUACGAAUGAUGAGUCGUGUUUUAUGUUCCAGUACAUGUACAUAUAUAGAUCUGUUGAAAUUCCACUGUAUUUUAAAUGAUUUUAUAUUUGUUCACAUCUCUUACUGUAUACUCCUAGUUUCCCUAUUGUAUGUAUUGUAAUGGAGAAUAUAUCAUAUCAUGUUUUUUGACAUUCUCAAUGCUCUUCACUGUCUAUCAGUCAUAAAAAAUUAUUAGAAUACAGAAUUACAUGUAUUAGAAAAUAUCAGUCUCCUCGAGUUCAGAGACAAGGAAUUUUUUCCCAAAUAUAAGAAAUUUUACUUGUCUCUCUGGAUAUGUAAUGGAUAUGAAAAACACUGUUUUCUUUGUUGUUGUUUUUUUGUGUGGUUUUUUUUUGUGCAUUGUUUUUCGGUUUUAGUGCUCAAAUAUUGUAUUCAAAUCCACCAAAGAUACAUCUUGCAAUUUUGUAUAUAACUUUUGGUGAUUUCAUCUUGUGAUUUUUGUGCAAUUCUGAUAAGUUUAAACUAGAAUUAAAAAAAAAAACAUUCCUAUUUACACAACUAUAUGUACAUGUGUGGCAUGCAUCAUUGUUUCCAGCCAUUUGUCAGUGUAAGACGCUCUGUUAUGGGACACAAACUGAAAGUUUUGUACAAGUGCUUUGUUAUAAUCAUUUAGACCACAAUACCAUAUAUCAGGCAAUAUCGACACUCAAUUUGGAAAGGAAUUUAUAAAACAAAAGCACAAGUGUAAUCCAGUGGUGAAAUUCCUUCCAAAAUUAUUAUCCCUUAUUUAAGCUACGGACCAUCAUCCCAAGACAAUAAAUCACAAAUUGGCCUGAUAUAUGGUAUGAAGGUGGUGAACUCAUUAGUACCAAUGUAAUGUACACAUUAUUUGAUGUAGUUUCAAUGCAACAAUGCAAAUCCUGUUGUAAUAAUGAAAUUUCGAGCUGCUUACAAAAAUUCUUUUUUAUUUAUUUUUAUUGUCAUUAAAAGUUGUUGAAUACUUAA